This is a messenger RNA of Piliocolobus tephrosceles (Ugandan red Colobus), 4203 nucleotides long. RefSeq names its product transmembrane 6 superfamily member 1 (gene TM6SF1). The record is from RefSeq and is a predicted model, not a curated record. The coding region runs from base 363 to 1553 and encodes 396 amino acids. Gene Ontology annotation, cellular component: lysosomal membrane. The transcript has 11 exons. NCBI's taxonomy places the organism in Eukaryota, Metazoa, Chordata, Mammalia, Primates, Cercopithecidae.
UCCCUCCGAGCGCGCGCAACCAGGGGCACCUGUCCCCCUGCGGGGGUGUCGCCGCCCCUCGGAGCCGCCGGGUGCUCGCCGCUGAGCCCUGGCGCCCCUGGCAGAAGCACUGCGAGGACGCCUCCCGGGACUGCACCGCGGCCCUGCGCACUCAGGGAGGCGAGGCCGGGCGCGGGGGGCGGCUGCGGGCUGGGAGGGCGCGCGGAGGGGACACCGCUGAGGGGACGCCGCUGAGGGCGCGGCGCGGGGAGCGCGGCUGGGGCGCCUCGAAGGGCAAGCGCCGAGGGGGCGCGGGCGCCGCCGGAAGCUGGGGCGGGGCGCCCAGCGGGAUGCGGUGAAGGGCGAGCGGCGCGGCGGCUGCGAUGAGUGCCUCUGCGGCCACCGGGGUCUUCGUGCUGUCCCUCUCGGCUAUCCCGGUCACCUAUGUCUUCAACCACCUGGCUGCCCAGCACGAGUUCCACGGAGACCUUUUUGUGAAGGGGCGUUGUGAAUGGAGAAAUGCUCAGUGCCUGAGCUGUUCCUGGACUAUUGUAGGGGUUGCUGCCCUCAUCCUGUUCCUGGUAGCACUGCUGGCUCGUGUCCUCGUCAAAAGAAAACCACCCCGGGACCCGCUGUUCUAUGUGUAUGCAGUUUUUGGAUUUACCAGCGUGGUGAACCUCAUCAUAGGACUGGAGCAAGAUGGAAUCAUUGACGGGUUCAUGACACACUACUUGAGAGAGGGUGAACCGUAUCUGAACACUGCAUAUGGGCACAUGAUCUGCUACUGGGAUGGCUCUGCUCAUUAUCUGAUGUACCUGGUGAUGGUGGCAGCCAUAGCAUGGGAGGAAACAUAUAGAACCAUUGGCCUAUAUUGGGUUGGAUCUAUUAUUAUGAGUGUUGUUGUUUUUGUGCCAGGAAACAUUGUAGAGGACACUGGAGGGAUACUGCUCCUCAAGGUAGUCUACACGGUCAUACAAUCUCAACUCCAGAGAUCCAGGCCCAUGGAGACUGGCUACAGGACAUCUGAGACACCUCCCCUUCCAAUCACAGCCAAGGUGGUCAAGGUUAUUCAAGAAGCCCAAGCAAAAGAUCUGCUGAGAAGACCAUUUGAUUUAAUGUUGGUCGUGUGUCUCCUCCUGGCAACUGGAUUUUGCCUGUUCAGAGGCUUGAUUGCUUUGGAUUGCCCAUCUGAGCUCUGCCGAUUAUAUACGCAAUUUCAAGAGCCCUAUCUAAAGGAUCCUGCUGCUUAUCCUAAAAUUCAGAUGCUGGCAUAUAUGUUCUAUUCUGUUCCUUACUUUGUGACUGCACUGUAUGGCUUAGUGGUUCCUGGAUGUUCCUGGAUGCCUGACAUCACAUUGAUACAUGCUGGAGGUCUGGCUCAGGCUCAGUUUUCUCACAUUGGUGCUUCUCUUCAUGCUAGAACUGCUUAUGUCUACAGAGUCCCUGAAGAAGCAAAAAUCCUUUUUUUAGCAUUAAACAUAGCAUAUGGAGUUCUUCCUCAGCUCUUGGCCUAUCGCUGUAUCUACAAACCAGAGUUCUUCAUAAAAACAAAGGCAGAAGAAAAAGUGGAAUAAAAAUAUUACUUCAUGUUCCUUUCUAAAUUACUAACUUUUGUUAUACUGGUACUGAUAUUAUGUCCCAUUUCAUUCUCUUCUCAUACAUGAAUACUUAAGAAUAUGUACAUUCUUGCUCUGCACUGUAUGUGUGAGCUAUAUAGUAUUGUGUCAAUUUCUGAAGGAAACUGGAAAUUCUUAAGAAAGUCUGUUUAAAGAAAUAUAUUCAAAAUCAUUUGUGAAUAAACUUGAUCAUCCAUCUCAAUAUUCUGUUUGACAUAUGAAAUAAUUAUGUGUAAAAAAUUACAAUUUAAUGUCAACAGUAGUGAGCAUGAAACUAUACAAAAGAGAAUAUAGAGAAUAUGGCCUGUGCAUAUUAAAAAAUUCAAAACAGUGAAUGCAGACUGGAGAAAUAACUUUUGCAAAUAAGAUGAAUAUGCUUCAUUAUUAACCUCAAUAUAAAAGGCAAAUCAUCAGAAUAUUUGUAAAUGUUGUUUGAAAAAUGUUUUCCCAAGGAAAGUUCAUUAUUUGCUGCUGUUUUAAGAAAAUUACUUUUACUGAUUUUUUUUGUGUGAAUUUAAAUAGCUAAAUAGGGAUCAAUAACUCUCUCUACCCUUAAUGAACACUUGUUUUAGUGGUGGCUGAAAAUAUUUCUAUUGUAUUUCUGUGUAUAUUUUUAAUAAAAUUAUUUUUGGCCUCUUAUGAAGACAAAUCUUACUAAAUUUGAAACAUUUCAUAUAUACACAUAAAAUUGCUUUUAAACAAAAUUUGUGAGUUGUAUAUUCCAAUUCAAAACGUCAUCUACAUUCCCCUUAUGUUUCAGUGUGAGCAAUGAAGAGGCCUUUUGAUGAAUUAAUUAAAUUUCAUUAAUUUAAAAAUACAUUCAAAUAUUCAAAAUUAAAAAGUAUCUUUUAAAGAAAAAGUAUUAGAUUGACAUCCCUACUAUCUUUUUAUGAACUUUCCAUGUUUGGGAUUGUAUGCUGAAUAUAUUAGAGAAAAUCAGUAUUUACUAAAUGAAAGAAACACACCAAAAAUACAAACAGCCACCUCCUCACUGUGCCCUGGAAUGAUAAAUGGACUGGUGCUUUCAUACCCUUAGCUGCCAUCAUCAUCAUCAUCAUUAUCAUUAAUGGCCCUAGGCUUUUAGGUCUGCUCACAUUUUCUCAUGUUUUUAUUAGCUCUCACAAAGAAAACCAAAAGAAAAUGGGAUACAAAUCAAUGCAUGGAUAAUAUCAGGUUACAAAAUCUAGGGUCCACAGGGCUGGUAAAUAUGCAUGUGUAAGCAAAUCAUGUAGUCAUCUCCCCUUCAUCCCCUACAGUGUUUUCAAAUAAUCUAAAACCCAGCGAGUGUUUAAAAAAAAAAAAAAAGAAAAAACCCUCACCUGCACUUGAUUCUAUUGUCAGCUUGCUGUGAACAAUUUUUGCUUUAAUAUAUGAAUUACAUUAAUACCUCACAUUACAUAUAUGAAGCCAAAUUACACUAACUUGGUUUGCUUACAACCUCAAAUCUUACUCCCAGUACACAUUCCAAUAAAUUUAUUCUGUAAAAACAAUACAUUUUUUUGUUUUUGAUUUUUUUACAGUAAACUUUUCAACUACAAACCUUGAAUACGCAAAAGAUGUUCCAAGGACAAGCAUUAACAGGAUUGAUAAAACCCAAACUGACUAAAUGUGUUCUCACAAUAUAAGCUGGCAUAAAAAUAAAUAAAAUUCUCUAUUUUCACAAUAGCAACAAUAAUGUACACAUAAUAAUGGUUUAUGGAUGAAUAUUAACUAUUCUAAUUGUAGUUCCAAAAGAAAACAGUUUAUUUUAAAAGUCUACAUUUAAAAGUCAAUGUUUUGUCUGGUUUCCCAUAGGGCUGUUGCUGAUUCCAGCUUUAAAAUGUGAAGUAUCCACCUUGAGUGCUUAGCUCAAAAUUGUAUUGGCACUGGGAAAAAAUAAAUCAUUGCCUUUAUUUUGGAGUAACACAAAAAGACUCACUAACUUCACAUAUAGAAACUUAGUUUGUGUACAUAACAAUAUGAAUUUUGAGAAGUAUAAGCUGUCAACUAGCUAUUUCUAAUAUGGAAUAGAUAUUUUACAAUAUGGUUAAACUUUACACAUGGCCUCAAAACUGAAGGACGAUUUUAAUUUCGUCUUCAAUAUACCAACAUUAUGUAUGUAGGAAUUAAUUCCUGGGUCUGUCAAAGAGAGGAAAUUCCAUUCUUAAGCAUUAUGUUGAGUGGUCAUCUAAAAAAUGUUAAUUUAUAUUUAACUGAGUGUUUGGUGAUGGUGGGGUCAAGGCAGGAAAAUGAUGAUCAUAACUGCCUUGAUAAAAGGAUCCUAGACAUGUAUAAGUCUGCGCAAAAAUCUUGAUAAUCCUUAGUGGUUAAGGGCAACCUCAUGCAACCAAAUAACAUGAAAUUAAAUCAAUAACUUUUUAAAAAGGCUGAAAUGUCUUUUCCCCCCAAAACACAACAGAGGAAUAUGAAUAAUGUACAUACAAACUGGGGUUCUGUCAAUGACAACAAGGACUAUGUGUUGGUUCAUAUCAAAUCCAAGAAUAUUAGACAACCAAACAUAUAACCUUCUUGUGGUUUUUCUUAAUAUGCAGCAUUCAUUAUGGUAGUUAGGUCUGUAAAAAAAAAAAAAAAGAAAGAAAACAAGCCUUUAGAUGAUUUAGGAUACUAA